This is a messenger RNA of Poecilia latipinna (sailfin molly), 1017 nucleotides long. RefSeq lists its product as uncharacterized. The annotation marks the transcript as partial. The record is from RefSeq and is a predicted model, not a curated record. Lineage: Eukaryota; Metazoa; Chordata; Actinopteri; Cyprinodontiformes; Poeciliidae. The transcript has 5 exons.
AUGGAGGAUGCUGGUGAACACCAGCCAUGGAGGAUGCUGGUGAACACCAGCCAUGGAGGACGCUGGCAGCGGAGUAAGUACCUUGUGGAUGUUGGCGGCAGAACAGGAACCUUGGGGAUGCUGGAGAUGUGUACCUGCCGGCGGCAGCGCAAGAACCAGGAGGCUGAUGGGACCCACGACGAGACUCCGGAGGCUGACAGGACACGCAACAAAACCCUGGAGGUCAGCCGAGAGACCAAAGGGACUCACCAAAAAGCCCUGGAGGUCAUACCAGAGACCAGCGGGACUUGCUAUGAAGCCCUGGAGGCAGGCCAGGAAACCAACAGGACCCACAACAAAGCCCUGGAGGUCAGCCGGGAGACCAACAGGACUCACCACGAAGCCCUGGAGGUUAGACCAGAGACCAGCGGAACUCGACACGAAGACCUGGACAUCAGACCAGAAACAGGACUUGCUAUGAAGCCCUGGAGGCAGGCUGGGAAACUGCCAGGACCCACAACAAAGCCUUGGAGGUCAGCCGGGAGACCCAUAGGUCUUGGCACGAAGCCCUGGAGGUCACUGGGAGACCAACGGGACUCACCACAAAACCCUGGAGGUCGGCCUGGAGACCUCCAGUGCUUCGUUGCAGGUCCUGUCGGUUUCCCGGCCUGCCUCCAGGGCUUCAUAGCAAGUCCCGCUGGUCUCUGGUCUGACGUCCAUGGCUUUGUGUCGAGUCCUGUUGGACUCCCGGCCAACCUCAAGGGCUUCGUGGUGAGUCCCGUUGGUCUCCUGGCUGACCUCCAGUGCUUGUUACGGCAUGUCCUGCUGGUCGGCCAAGAGACCAGUGGGACUUGCUACGAAGCCCUGGAGCCCAGCUCGGAGACCAACGGGAUUCGCCACGAAGCCUUGGAGGUCGGCGAGGAGACUGACAAGACUAGCUACAAAGCCCUGGAGGCAGGCCAGGAAACCAAGAGGACCCACAACAAAGCCCUGGAGGCAGGCCAGGAAACCAACAGGACCCACAACAAAGCCCUGGAG